Messenger RNA from Acaulospora colombiana, 1426 nucleotides. The record is from the annotation of a GenBank genome assembly. Lineage: Eukaryota; Fungi; Glomeromycota; Glomeromycetes; Diversisporales; Acaulosporaceae.
CGGGUUCAGCGGGUCUUGUUACGCUCAAAAUACUAAGAGAAACGGACCAAUUCAAGCAGGGUGGUUGGGAGAUACUGGCAUUCGAGCAAAGAGAGAGCUUGGGUGGAAUAUGGCGGAGGUGGUACUUCAAUACUUGGAGGAAUAUGCAAAGGUCUUUGACCUGCUUCCUCACAUCCAGUUCUCCACUCGAGUUGUGCGAGUGGAGCGAUCGACCACUGAAGGGAGGGCGACCUGGGUGGUGACCACCGAGAAAUCUGACACGAGUAGUGCCUCUGGGGUGAAGAGGGAGACACUUUCAAAUGUCCAUGCAAUAUUUUCGGCAAAUGGAAGACAUGGUCGACCAGUUUUCCCUUCUUCGAUUCCAGGUUUGGACUCCUGGGUAUCCAAAGGGAAGGCCUCCCAUUCCAUGUUUUAUCGCGAGCCACAUAGCUAUCGGAACAAAACCAUAGUAGUUGUAGGAAACGGCCCUUCUGCACUGGACCUUGCACCAGAGAUAGCAGACGUAGCGAAAAUGGUGUAUCGAUCCGUCCGGAACAAGGCCUCUGGUUCGAUCGAUGCUCGUGAUCGACCUGCUAACGAAAGUUCGGUUACAGCAGUGACGGAGAAGCUAAAAAUAUGCACAGCAAUUCGAUCACUCGAUGACCCGGAGGCGGGCAUCAUCUCCCUAGUGGAUGGAACAAAGUUGUCCGGAGUCGAUCACGUGCUCUUCGCAACAGGAUACGAAUUCUGGAGCCCCUUCUUUGCAGAAGAUGUGCUACGAGAGAGUCGAAAUGAAAAGAUAGAGCCCAAAGAGGGGCUGUUUAAUACAGGGCAGAGUGUAAUCCCAACCUCAAAACACCUAAUACCCCUAUCGCCUUCCAUUCCUAUCGGCAGUUGGUUCAUACUGGGACUCCCUCGUCCUGUCGUCCCGUUUCCUUUGGUCGAAGCACAGUGUCUACUUGCAUCCGCUAUUCUGACAGGCAAGGUACAUUUGGAUUUCGACACGGAGAUGGAAGAAUUCGAGGAAUUAUGGGAGAAAUUAAAGGAGAAAUUUGACGGCGACCCGAGUAUGAUGUCGAGCGAAUGGCACAAACUGCCCGAAGAAAAGCAGUUUGACUACCGUUGCGACCUCGUAAACAUUUCUGGAGGCGACGUCGACGCGAUGGUCCCUCGCUGGCAAAGGUCCAUAUAUGCCGCUAAGCGAGAGUUGAAGGCGGCUUGGAACGCCAUUGACAAGCAAGGGAAGGCAGAGGAGAAGGUGUCGGGGGUUGGCGAAGGAGGUGAGCAAGAAUGGGUGGGGUUAAUGUUUGAUAUUUUGCGGGAGUAUGGCAAGAGUAGUAGCAGGGGACAAGCAGACUUACGAUUCUUUCGCGCACCAGGAAUAAACACUGCAGCACUGGAAAGGGGAUGCUUUAUCCUUGGUGCCAUGUCUUGGAGUAGAUCUUGA